Molecule: messenger RNA, 1929 nt
Organism: Labrus mixtus (cuckoo wrasse)
Lineage: Eukaryota; Metazoa; Chordata; Actinopteri; Labriformes; Labridae
Product: ectonucleoside triphosphate diphosphohydrolase 5-like
Exons: 14
Coding region: 48-1352 (434 amino acids)
Biological process (GO): nucleoside diphosphate catabolic process
Cellular component (GO): membrane
Molecular function (GO): GDP phosphatase activity; UDP phosphatase activity
Source: RefSeq, a predicted model, not a curated record
GCGGAUUACGUCACGAGGAGUCAGCUGCAGCUAGUCGGACAUCAUGAAUGAAGAUGAAGCUCUCCGUACUAAUUCCACUCCUGGUCCUGCUGGCUAUUAUAGACCUGAGCCAAGCCCAGGUCAAGACCUCUCUCCUGGAUUUGACAAACAGCAUCGGGAGCAUCCUUCCCAGCCUCAGCCGACCUGCAAACCAUAGCAGGAUCUUCUAUGCAGUGAUGUUUGAUGCAGGAAGCACAGGGACACGCAUUCAUGUGUACACAUUCAUCCAGGGUGACUCAGCGGAGCUGCCACUUUUGGACAAUGAGAUGUUCCAUUCUAUAAAGCCGGGGUUGUCUGGGUAUGCUGACUCCCCUGAAAUGGCCGCACACACGGUGAGGAUGCUGCUGAAGGUGGCCAAGAAGACUGUGCCUCGUCUGGAAUGGAAGAGGACUCCAGUGGUGCUCAGAGCCACAGCUGGACUCAGGCUGCUGGCCGCAGAGAAGGCCCAGGCUCUGCUGGAGCAGGUUCAACAUGUGUUUGAUGAAUCUCCUUUUUUGGUCCCAGACAACAGCGUCAGCAUAAUGAACGGCACCAAUGAAGGAGUCCUGGCUUGGAUAUCUGUCAACUUUCUGACAGGUCACCUGAAAGCACAAACGAAGAAGACAGUGGGGAUCUUGGAUCUGGGAGGAGGAUCCACUCAAAUCACUUUCCUGCCAAAUCUCAGGAAAACCAUCGGAAGUGUUCCUGUUGAUGAUUACAUUGGCAGAUUGGACAUCUUCAACUCAACAUUUGAACUGUACACCCACAGUUACCUUGGAAAUGGUCUGAUGGCAGCGCGACUGGCCACACUAGGCGCUCUGGGUGCAGAAGGGUUGGAGUGGCGGGUUUUCAAAAGUUCCUGCCUGCCAAAGAAGUUCAGGGACAAAUGGACUUUUGGAGGGCUGACCUAUCAAGUCAGCGGGCACCCAGAUGGUUAUUCAGGAUACAAGCUCUGUUAUCAGGAGGUACUCAAGGUGGUGAAGGGGAUUAUUCAUCAGCCCUACGAGCUGGAAGACAGCAGCGUCUUCUACGCGUUCUCCUAUUACUUUGACAGAGCGGUGGAUGCAGGCCUUAUCGAUGGGGUCCAAGGAGGGUUGCUGGAGGUCAGACACUUCAAGAAGAGAGCUAAAGAGGUGUGCAAUAAGAUGACCAAGAACCCUCCCAUCAGUUCUUUCCUCUGCAUGGACAUGACCUACAUCACUUGUCUGCUCAAGGACGGGUUUGGUUUCAAGGAGAGCACCGUGCUGCAGUUGACCAAGAAAGUGAACAACGUGGAGGCAAGCUGGGCUUUAGGCGCCACAUUGGAUCACUUCCACAACCUGAAGAUCCACUGAGGAGGAGGAGGAGGAGGAGGAGGAGGAGGAGAUGGAGGAGGAGGAGGAGGAACAAACACUGCUCAUAGUGGGCACUGCCUUAUCUACCAGCCCCAGACAUCUGCUGUUUAUUUUUGUCUAACCUCAUGUGUAAUUUAUCAUUUCAUUUAAAAAGCAAUUAUUCUCAAGUGUUAAUACAUUGAGCUGUAAAUGAGCAAUGUGUGCCUUACUCAGAGAACAAGUGGAGCGCUGGAGGUCCACACUUGAGAGUGGAAGAAGUUAACCAAUACCACGCUCACGCUGAGUCAAGCAGCUUUGGGCAUUUUGUUUCAGAUGGAAGUUUCUGUGUGUGGUUGUGACCAGUGUUUACAUGCAGCAGUGUGAUAUACUGAGCUGUAACAGGUUUUCUUAUCAGUGAUACAGAUAAUAAAGUAUUCUCUUUCCUGGUGCAUUUCAAUUUGACCGUCAACUUAAUCAGCUCUGGCAGGACUCAGUUUCUAUCAGAGAAUAUCAUCACUACGUUUCAACUUCAGACUUGUUUACAAUGAUGUUUCUUGGAACAAUGCGUGGUCAUAAUAUAUUUUCAUAAACUUUUAAA